GACGGGCUGACGGAUAGCCAAACUGAAAGUGAAUGUCGGCUGCCGGAGUCAACAACAGCGAUGAGAACUCUGGAGACGCCCUUCCCAGUAUGGAGGUGUGGCCAGAGCUGGAGAGGGCGGAGUGCCUGGCACGAGGUGCAGCCCUGAAGUGGGCUUCAGGUGUGUUCUCUCACCCAGAGCAGCUGGAGAGACUGAGCCAGUACCGGAAGAGAGAGAGCCAACGCACAGAGUCCAUCCAUUCCAGGCUCAAGUCGAUGGUGCAGUCCUACCUGGAGGGGGUGGGCUGGGGGUUGGAGCAGCUACGGGAGGCCCGGGUGGAGCUGAAGGAGGUGUCCCGUUCAUUGGCCGAGGUUAGGCUGGAGACCACACGCAAUGCAGAGAGGGUCGCGGGUCUGGUCCCUCUGCGAGAGGUUUCUGUCAAUCAUCGUCAGCUACUUGCAGCCACCAGCAACCUGCCCCACCUCUACGCUGUGCGGGGGGCGGUGCUGGAAACAGAGAGACUGGUGGAGUCCCGGCGCCUUCUGGAAGCCCAUGCCCGGCUGAUGGAGUUGGAGCGUUGGCAAGAUGAGGUACUGUGGCAGCUCUAUGGGGCUGGACCCCCGGACCCCUGUGACGAGGAGCUGGUGCGGGAGUACUUCUCUGGUGUGGGCCGCCUGGUGGAUGCACUAGCCAAGGAGCUCUGGGCAGUGGUGGGCAGUGGGCUGACUCUGGCCCGGCAGAACCCCACUCCAUUUGUGUCUGUUGUUCGAAUUGUGGAGCGGGAGGAGGCGCUGGACCGGGCCCUGCUGGAGGAGAGGGGCGAGGCAGCAGGCUCCUCCAGGCCUCUCCCGAGCGGGCGACCACGCUGUUGGAGGAAGCGCUUCUUCCAGGUGAUGGAAGAGUCUAUAUCGAGCCGCUUCCGUAGCGUCUCCUACCUGCACACCCGGGGGCCUGGCCUGGCCGGUCACCUCUCUGCCCUGCAGCAUAGCAUCAUGGGAGAUUUGGCGACAGUGCAGCACCUUUUGGAACACUGCGUGCCACCCCACUAUCGGCUGGCACGUGCCUACCUCAGAGCCUGCCACCGUUGCCUGCAGGCCCACCUGGCCCAGGUGAGCAGCUGGGAGCUGGAGAGCGGGGAGAUCUUUGCCGUGCUCAACUGGGUGCUGCACGUCUACAGGAGCCCUGAGAUGAUGGGCCACUCAGACCUGGUGUCAGAGUUUGACCCUGAAGAACUAGGACCCCUCAUCUCUCAAGAGGCUUUGGAGCAGCUGCAGAAUAAAUAUGUGCAGAGUGUUCGGAGCAGUGUGUCAGAGUGGAUGCACAAGGCACUAGAGGUAGAGUUGACAGACUGGCAACGAGACCAAGAGCCCGACACUGACCAUGAGGGAUUCUACCAAACUAGUUUACCCACCAUCAUCACACAGAUGCUGCAAGAAAAUGCUCGAGUGGCCCUGAUGAUAAGUGACUCUCUACGGGAUCGCAUUAUACAGAUGGGACUCUAUGAGCUGGAAAGCUUCCUCAACAGGUUUCGAGAAGCUCUGAUGGAAUUUGGAAAGGAGCAUCGCAGGGACCGCAGCAACAACAGGUUCUACCUCCACUAUCUGAUGGCUUCCAUCUGCAACUGUAUUGUCCUCAAGAGUUCCACAGAAAGCCUACAGGAGCAGCGCAGCUCCUGUCCUGCAGGCCGGUUCCCCUGGACACCACCAGGCCCAUUGGCAGCCCUGGACCGGGUAGUGAAGAAGGCCUGCCGCCUGGUGAUGGAUGAGCUGCUGUUGGACCUGCAACCCCUCCUGUUGCGGCUGAUGUCAGGCUCCUGGCUGGCCCACGGUGAGAUCACUCCUCUGCUGUGUGGGGUACUGGAGCAACACUGUGAGCUGUACACCCGCGUGCGACCACCCUGCCGCCAGCGUCUGCAGGAGGAAUGUCAGUGGCUCAUAGUGGUGGAGUACGUGCAGGCACUGAUGCAGAAGCGGCUGGUUUGCAAAGGAGUGGCCGAGCGUGUCCAAGUGGGCCAGCGCAUAACACAGGAUGCUCAGCUGCUGAGGGACCUCUUCCAGGGUUUGGAGGGGGAGGGAAUAGUGGCCGGGUUUACACCCGGUGCACUGCUGCCUGUUCUGGCUGAAUUCAUACAGCUGAAGGACCCCAAUAUGCUGACCCUGGAGGUGUCGGGCCUAGCGUCCAAGUAUCCAGACAUCAGCACGGAGCACGUAUCAGUGCUACUGGACAUAAGGGGGGACGUUCCACGGGACGUGCGAGUUGCAGUGUUGGACAUGCUGGAACAGAGUGCCCCUCCACUGCCUCCCGGGUACCGUGCUCUGUUCUCAGACAUCCCGGUCCCACCACGGAGCAUGCCAUUCUGCCUUCCCACUGCCAAGUGUGCCUGAAAGUAUACUGACCAAUACGUCUUGCACUCAUACUGUACGGAACACUGUAUUCCUGCCCUCCCCGCCAUCCACUGCUACUCUUCCUUGCGCUCCAGAAGUCUAAAAAUUAUCUAAGGGAUAAGAAGAGGAAAUGUGGCGGACCGCUUUCAUGUAACCAAGCCUCUGAGUUUUGACGCUGGGCAUCAUGUAAAAUAACUUCCUCAGAAAUCUGCAAAAAACACACUAAACCAAGAGUGUGGCAACUGCAACUGGAAAGGUACAACAGCAA
Molecule: messenger RNA, 2631 nt
Organism: Scleropages formosus (Asian bonytongue)
Lineage: Eukaryota; Metazoa; Chordata; Actinopteri; Osteoglossiformes; Osteoglossidae
Gene: exoc3l1
Product: exocyst complex component 3-like 1
Exons: 13
Coding region: 33-2363 (776 amino acids)
Biological process (GO): exocytosis; exocyst localization
Cellular component (GO): exocyst
Molecular function (GO): SNARE binding
Source: RefSeq, a predicted model, not a curated record